Molecule: messenger RNA, 6269 nt
Organism: Toxoplasma gondii ME49
Lineage: Eukaryota; Apicomplexa; Conoidasida; Eucoccidiorida; Sarcocystidae
Product: glycosyltransferase, group 2 family protein
Exons: 14
Coding region: 642-6071 (1809 amino acids)
Source: RefSeq, a predicted model, not a curated record
CCCAGACAUUUUCUCAGAAUCCUUUGCUGCGCUGAGAAAAGAAAAGGGGAAGCGCCCUUUCGCGCAGUUGUCGCCUGAAGCCUUCCAGGUCCGAUUCUCUCCCCUGCGAUGGAAAAUCGUUCCCGGUCCCUGGCGGGAGGAGCUUUUCAAAACUUCUGGAAGGAGCGUUCCUAGGAACGCGAGGCCAACAGGAAGUCUCCCCAAGAAAAAACCACAGACUGUGGAGAAGACAACACGAGAAAACGAACGAGAGCGAGAGGAAGAGAAGAAAAAUGGAGGCCAUAGGACCGAACGAAACAAACGAGGAGAACCUGAAGAGACAGAGACAAUGAACGCGCGGUCGAUAAAGGGAGAGAAUCAGAAGAGAAAAAAAGAGAAAGGGGAGGAGUAGAAAGAGGAGCAAAGAGAAGCAAAAAAGGAGAGCGAAAAAACGGCAAAGAAAACAAGAGGCGUAUGGCAGAUACUCAGCUUCUCCAACAAGUCGAAACUCCUUCGCAUCUCGCUUUUUAUCUUUCACAUCUCCGACAACCAAAGUCGAUUCUCCAUUCGUUCCUCUUUCUCUCUGUUGUUACUCGCUUUUUUUACUUUCUUCGUUUCAGUUCUCCUCACCUUUCUCCUCUUCUCCGGCGGCGUAGUUCACCAUGGACCAGCCGUCGCGAGCUCCGUCCAUUUUGGUCCUCGUUUUCUCAAAAGACCGUGCGGCGCAACUGUUCCUUUGUCUCCAUUCCUUCUUCUCUUCUUGUGGCUUUUUCCAAGCCUCAUCUUCCCCUCCUCUUUCCUCCACUUCUCCUCUGUCUUCCGCGGUUCUCAUUUCUUCUGCUCCUCGUGCGUCUCGUGAGGGUCUCACCACCGCUGCACCGCUGUCUCCUUCCGAGGAUGCCAGCUCCUCUGUCUUUGUUUCCUCCCUAUCUCCGUCUCCACCGUCCUCCUCUUCGUCGUCCGCUCCCGCUCCUCAAAACGCGUCUUCUUCCCUGCCUUCUUUUCUGCCGUCUGAAGAUCAAUCUUUUCCCCAUGUGCGAGGAGCCUCUUCCGCGCCUGCGCCCGUGGAGGUGUACGUACAGGUGAUCUACCGGGCCUCUUCGCCGGACUUCGAGGCCUCUUACAAGUUAGUUGAGUUGCUGCUGAUGCGUCUGCUGGCUGCGACUCGAGGCGCGAACAGUUCCACGUCCACUCUAAAACGUUCUCGUCACUCUGAAAGACCUUUUUCUACCUCUUCUCUCGCGUUCUCUUCUGAGGCUUCUUGCAGGCCUCUCUCUGUCUCUCAGUUCUCUGAGCACCCUGCUAGCGCCCCGCGUUCCUCUGCGUCUUCACCUUCGCCUCUUGCCGUCUCGUCGCCUCCUCUGUAUCGUUUGAAUCUCCUCGCCUUUCACUCUGAGCGAGACACUGAGUCUUCAGCGGAAACCCGGAGAGAGAGAGUCCUCACGAGAUCCGAGUGCAGCGGCACUCACAAGGGCGAGGAGGCGAGUCUCUCUGACUGCAGUGAGAAGGCAAGUUGCGACGAAAAUGAAGGGAGCACAACGUCUCCUGUUUCGCCAUUUCAGUCUCUGCUGCUCCGGUGCCUGACGUCUGUGCACACUCCAGGAGGAAACAGUUCUUCUUCCCGCUGGCAGGACGUCUUCUCCUCGCCUUCCGCCUCUCUUACAAAAAAAGACGGUUGGCGAACUUCUUGCCCCUCGCUCUCGCCGUGUAAGUCAUCUGUCUCGUCUUCCAGAACGGCCUCUGAAUCCUCGCAGGUCACACCUCUGGAGCCGUCGUCUUCUGCUGCGCCUGGAGAUGAGUUGAAGAGCAAACGCAACGUUCCGCAGGGAGACCACAGAGGCAACAAGGAGCUCGGAGGAAGCGCGACGCCGAGACCAACUGGUGCAGAAAUGGGAAGCGUUAAGCUCGCCGCUGACGCGACGAACCGGAGAGAGGCAAAACGCCCCCAAGGGAGCAGCGACGCGACCCGCGAGGCCGCCACCAGGUGUAUGUACACCCACGUCCUCCUCAUGGUGGACGACUGUGUGUGGCUGUAUCCACCUUCUGAGUUUUUCGAGAGGAGCAAAGAGGUUGAUUUGACAGGCGUCUCUGAGAAGGCGCGAUUGGCCGAUCCAGAACUCUCUAAAAAUGAAAGAUUCUCCUCGUCGUCAACUCACUUGUCAUCUUCCUCGUCUUCUAUCUCGUCUUCUCCUUCUGUCUCGUCUGCUUUUUCUCGCUCGUCUCGUUCUUCACUGCCAGGUUUCCCCUCCUCGGCUUUACCGGAAAUGUGCUCUGCUGUCUCUUCUCCGUCCACGGCUUCGAGUCUCUCUUCCUGUGUCUCCUCGUCUCGCCCUCCGUCCGAAGCCUCUUGCUCCUCUCGUGCGAGUCCCCAUCCUGCCUUCUUUACUCUUGCUCUCGCUGCGCGUCUCUUGGACGUAUGCCCCUCGCUUCUUCACGUCUCUCCUCGUCUCCACUUCGGUGUCAACUACUCUCAGCCAUCAGACUCUGUGAUUCCUCUCGCGCGCGCCGCGGUACUCCCUCCUCUGUCUCUGCCCCGUGCUGUAUCCUCUGCGACGGCGAGAGACACAGGCAGCGAGGAGGCGCCAGCGGCGCAAGACAGUCAGGAGACGCCAAGCGACGCGAUCUUCUCCGUCGGAACCGGAAAAACGGCAGUCGAGGCAGGCGAACAAGACUCGCAAGAGGAAGGAGAGAGAGAAGGAGAAAGGAAAGACGACGACGAAGGCGAGCGACAAGAAGGAAACGACGCGGAGCUGGAAAAAGGAGGCCAAAGGCGUGGAACGACUCUUUCCGCGCAGCCCAAACCAAGCGCGUUCGGAGAGCGUCUUGCGAGCUAUUUGGACAGUCGAUGGCACAUGCUAUUGCCGCAAAAAGGGAUACAAGAGGAAACGGACGCCUCGCAGAGCUUUUCAUUCCUCGCUGUGGCAAGAAAGACGAGUUUCGGAGACUUCGGGAUGGCUCUGGAUCUCAGCUGUACACUCUACCGAUCUGCGGAUUUGCUCUGUCUCCUCCAGACGCUUUUGAAAGUGGAGCCUGACAGCCUGAACCACCCGAACCGUCUCGAAGUUGCAGGAAAUCGACACUUUGAGAAAUGCACCUCCUCGAACGGUGCCUGUCGCUUGAGUCUCCUCCGUCCCCUCGUCGCCUUUCCUGUUCAUCCGCGGGCGGUGGUCUUGACGAUUAAUCGCGUCCAGAGUCUCUAUCUCAAUCCCGUAUACAAGACGGCGUCUGCGCGAUCCCCUCCCAAGAGACUUCGAGAGGCCGAAGACGAAAAGGAAGGAAAAGAAAGUGCAGACGAAGAGAGUGCAGAAGAAUCGAAUGUCGAAGAACAAUCCCAUGGAGAAGAAGGAGACGAAGAGAAAAAGGGGGAAGAAAACAGCUGGAGUUGCGAAGCCCUCGACCAGUAUUUCCGUAGCGGACUGGCCAGAUGGCUGUCGACACUCGCCGGGACUGGAGGCGAGAAAGGCGAGAAGGAAACAGGGGAGGACAACGGCGGGAGGUCUUCAAUCGGAACGGCGUUUCCUUGUCAUGUCUCUCCCUGCGCUCUUCCUCUCGGGUGGUUCUUCCCCUUCCUUUUGCCGACAGCGCCGCAGUUCCCCUUCGACACGAACAGCUGCUUCUUCCCGAGUGUGCAUCUUCCGCCUCCCUCCUUGGCUGCGCUCCUCGCCCUCUGUCGCAGUCAAGGCUCCUCUGCUUCGACUGAGCUCAAAUCGACAUCUGCCUCGUUGCCACAACAGUCUUCCUUUCCUCCCUCACCUUCUCUCUCUUCCUCUCUCCCGUCUUCUCUCUCUUCCUCUUUCUCUUCCUCUUUCUUUUCCUCUUUCUCUUCCUCUAUCUCUGCUUCUGCUUUCUCGACCUCAGCCUUUUCUUCUUCCGGUCUCGUGCCAACAGUCUCGUGGCUCAUUCCAGUUCGCAACGGAGCCAAGACGGUCGUUGAUGCGGUGAGAAGUGCCUGCAUGCAAGCUCACUGUCCUCCAGGCUUCUUCGACCUUGUCGUUGUCGACGACGCUUCGACCGACGAGACUGUUUCUCUCCUUUGGAGCUUGUCGCGGCUGGGAAACUCGAAACUGCAUGCAGAGAAAAGCGCCAGUCGGGAACAGCGAGACGCAGCGCGAGUCCUUGCAACGCAAAUCUCAUUUCCUGAAUCAGUUGUCGUUCCUCUUCGCAUCGUCUGUCUCCCCACCCAACACGGCGUGUCGGGGGCUCUGCGAGAGGGUCUGAAAUUCUGUCGCGGCGAAUUCGUUGCUCGACUUGACGCCGAUGACAUUGCUCAUCCGCAUCGACUCUUUACGCAGGUGUCGUUUAUGUGGAGACAUCCCGAAGUCGCAGUUUGCGGCUCUGCCUUUGCGACUUUCAAGUCUACGCAAAUCUCAUCGUUAACCAUGUUCUUCGGUGGGUCCUCCUUCCCCUUCUCCUCUUCUUCCUCCAGUUGUCUAACCUCCCCAUCAACAUCUUCUUCCUCAUCUGAUCGGUUGCCCUCAUAUUCUCCCUCUUCUUUCUCGUCUAAUUCUGCCUCCACUUCUCUCGCUUCCUCUGCCGUGGGCGGCCCUCUGUCGGAGAUUCGGGUGUUUCGCAUGCCGGCGCAUCCCCUCCUUGUGCGGUGGCGGCUUAUAUUCGAGUGCCCCAUUGCUCACCCCACCGUCAUGUUGCGCCUGAGUGCCUUGAGAGGCCCUCGCAGAAGACGACAGCGGGGCCUGUCUUCUUUCACUUCUCCUGCCUCUUUUGAGCUGUCUCCUUCCAGCCUUUCUUCAUUGUAUCCAUCUCGUCCUCUCUCUUCUCAUUCUCCUCUUUCUUCUGUCUCUUCUCUCCCUUCUCUCUCGUCUCCUUCUCCUCUUUCGUCUCUGUCUCUCUCUUCUCGCGUUCCUCGUUCGCAUGCCGGGCCGAUUCGGAGACACGGUGAAGUUGAAGUUGAGAAGGCAGACAGGACUGAAUCACGGCGUCGCGCAAGAUAUAGAGGAGCUGAGGAGGUUGAAGGCUUCGACCCCUGCAGGCAGGAGGAGGGUGAAGAAAGAGAAGAAGAGUUGUGGGACUUCAUGUAUCCCGACGAAGAGGCAGAAGAUCUUUGGCUGUGGUUGUCGCUUCCGUUCUGUCUCCACAUCACCAGUCUUCCCCGGAUUCUCACGUUCAUCCGACGCGACGCCUCAAGAAAAUCAGAGACCGUUCUCACACCCAUGAGACAGUCUGCUUGCCAGGCUGUCGCGGAGUGGAUUUCUCGGACUCUGCUUCGACCCCUCGGCCGAGAGAGACCGCGCGAGAACGAAGAAGAGGACAGCGACGCGUUCCUCAGGGAGGUAAAGAGGGCAGAGACGCAAGCACGAAGCGAGAAGAGGCUUCCAAGGGGAGAGGCGCAGAGGAGCGCCUGUGUCGCGCGCAAAACGACGGCAGCUGUAGGGGGCGAAUUCAGACGAACAGAGGCUGUUGGGGAGUCUGGCGAGGCCGCCGAGAGGACGAACGUCAAACGCUGCAGAAACGCAGGAGAAUUCGAAACAAGACAACUCCAAAGAGGGGAAGAAGACAAAGACAAACAAGACGAGGAUGGAGGCAACGGAGAAGGAGCGGCGACACAAGGGGAAGGACGGAGAGGCGAAGACGAGACGGAUUUGAGAGAAGAACUGGCGAACGCGAUGACCGCCGCCUCUCCGCAAGCGAACGGAGACCUUCAUGUUCCCUUUGAGGAGUCCCCCCUCCUGCCGAGCGUUGUCGCCUGUCUCCGUGGCUACAGGACACCAGCGACUACAGCGGAAGGAGAAGCAGCAUUCCGAAUUCUCGAGGCCCUCGAGUCUUUCUUCUGCGUCGCUGUCGACAAGCCGCAAAGCCUGUUUGGGCAGGAAGACGUUUCUGCGUCUCCUGCGUGCGACCAAGGGAACCGUCUCACGGUGGGCGUCUGUUCCUGUCCCUGCGGCCAGGGCGACACCGACUCAGGCUGUUCUCCGGAGGCUCUCAAGAAAUUCUUCAAACGGGAAGCGGCGCGCAUGAGAGGCGAGUUGGCGACACGCCGUCUCGGCGAAUGCGGCGCUUCUGACCUUUUUCUUCUCUGGUUGGCGAAGGACAAGCCAGUCGAAACGUCCCCGGAAAUUCUCGCCGGUCUGCUGUAACCUCUGGUUUUUCGGAGGUUUUGAGAAACCGCAAGGCGAAGAGUGAUUUUCUCUCUUGGCAAACAACGGGAGACAGAAAUCAGCAUCUUCCCAUCUCCACGCACCUUCACACAAGACUCUCUACUUUACCGGGACCUGGUGCUGCAUAUGUAAGUAUAUUCUCCGUGAUAGAAAGGAUGUCUUGUCGCUGUAUCCAUG